AUGACGCUGAUCGACGCGGCGUGGCUGCUCAGGUUUGCAAAUGGCGAGGUGAUGCCUGCGUGCAAGGGCGUCGUGCCGGCGUGGCAGCAAUUGCCGCUCGAAGCCAAGGUGGACGUCACCAAGCUUCAGCAGGUAACUUUAUACGAGAAGCUGCCCAUUGGCGUCCUGUCCUACGGCUGGGCUUCGCGCGCACACCCAGACCCGACGGGCGAGCAGCUCCAACGGCUCGUGCCCAUGCUGCGCGCAAUCCUCGAGCAGGACUGCGGCCUCGAUGGCGCGAUUUUCGGUAUCAUAUGGGACUUCAUGUCACUGCCGCAGCGCGGCUACACAACAGGCUACGACCCGACGCACGACGACCGGACCGCGUACGAACUCGAGCGUUUCAAGGAGGGCCUCAAGGGGAUCAAUGUAUGGUACGGUCACCCUUCAGUUACGACCCUGGUGUGCGACUGGCCGAUGCCCGGAGGCGCCGAGAACGCGGCCCCGAUCGAGAGGCGCGGCUGGUGCAUCUUCGAGAAGGCACUGAGCAGCGUGUCCAAGAGAAGCAGCUGCCUCCUCACCCUGAGCAGGAUGCCCGCCUCAUACUGGGACCAGUCUCGUCCCCCAAAGCAUACUCUCAGAUACCUGACGCAAGCAGCGGGCGGACGGGAGCCGCCGCUCCCGCCCGACAUGUUUGAAACACUGCUGCGCGACGGCAUGGCGCGCGAGGCCACGGAGAAGGGCAGCGGGAUUCGCUUCACCAACGGCAAGGAUGCCACAGACAUCUGCAUCCCACAGUACCGCGAGGGCUUCCUGCGCCUCAUGGGGCGCGCGGAGGCGCUCUCGUACGACGGCAUCGGGAUCGGCGACGCCGGGGUGGCGCAGCUGCUGAGCGCUUUGCGCUACGCUCAUAGCGCGGGCGUGCCGUCGCUGGCGACGCAGCUCAACUUGAGAAGCAAUCAAGCCAUCACCGACGCGGCGCUGCCAGGUCUUGCGGCCACCUUGGAAGAGGGAGUGAUGCCGAAGCUUGAGGUUUUGCUCAUCGACGAGAUCGGAUUUGAACCGACCGAGGGCAUGGCCAAGUUGGUCACUGAUCUAAAGCGCUCGCGCCCAAGCCUGCGCGUGGAUGUCUGUGAUGAGCCCGCUGUUUGGUGA
Molecule: messenger RNA, 1134 nt
Organism: Prorocentrum cordatum
Lineage: Eukaryota; Dinophyceae; Prorocentrales; Prorocentraceae
Source: the annotation of a GenBank genome assembly